This is a messenger RNA of Ricinus communis (castor bean), 2215 nucleotides long. Its product is annotated as protein IQ-DOMAIN 11. The record is from RefSeq and is a predicted model, not a curated record. The coding region runs from base 733 to 2133 and encodes 466 amino acids. NCBI's taxonomy places the organism in Eukaryota, Viridiplantae, Streptophyta, Magnoliopsida, Malpighiales, Euphorbiaceae. Gene Ontology annotation, molecular function: protein binding. The transcript has 6 exons.
CUUCCUCUGCACAUUUAACACUCUUGUUGCUAUUAUAUAUUUCAAUCAGAACUACUAAGCAAAAGCUAAUACUUCUUGCUAUUCUCAUGCAUGAAGAGUCCACCUUACAUUCAUCUCAUGUACUAAUGACCUUUCAAGUUAUUAAAUCCAACUGCUUAGCAACUAAUACGAAAAGGGUAGUUCAAGAAUUUCAAUACAGUUAAUUAAGAAAAUAUCAGAGUUGGAAACAGAUGGGAGGUCCCAUUCCCAUUAAAGCUUUAAAAGACUUUUCUUUUAUAAUUCACAUAUAUAUAUAUAUAUAGAGAGAGAGAGAGAGAACCUCAUUCUCCAUGAAUAAAAUUUGCUUCCACCUUUUCCUAAACAGUUACUAGCUUAAAGGCCCACAGCUAUGAACAGAUGAAUCUCAUCAUAAAAAAGAUGAAUUAUUGCAUAAAUAUACAAACAUACCCACCCACACUCGCACUACCUCCUGAAUUUACUAUGCUUUUUGGUCUUUGUGAUUUCAGUUUCUCAAGAAAAAAUCAGGAGUUGCAUUCACUCAUCUCUCGUACAACUCCCUUACUAUCACAUUUCUUGGUGUUUGGUGCAAUAAACUAUCUGUUGAUCUGAAUUCGAGGCAAAUCUCAGUUUCACAAACAUAGUACCCUUCUUCCCAAGCAUAGAUACGCAUUUUUGUUUCUUUAUUCACUGAAUCACAGGAUUUCAGGAGAUGGAUUAGUUACAGAUUUACAAAUGGCUAAGAGGAGCUGGUUCAAUCUAAUAAGGAGGUUUUUCACUCCAGACACACAGGGAAAUCAAGAAAAGAAGAACAAGAGAAGAAAAUGGGUUUUCUUUGGAAAGAUGAAAGUGAAAAGCAGGCUACCACCCAUUUCAGCACCAUCACCACCAAGAGCAAGAACAACAACACUAACUCAGGCAGAGGAGCAGCAGAGCAAACGUGCUUUAAAUGUUGCACUUGCCACUGCUGCUGCUGCUGAAGCAGCCGUUGCUGCUGCUCAUGCUGCAACUGAGGUUGUUUUGCUAACUGGUGUCCCUCAAUCUACUCAUCAAUGCCGGGAAGAAACAAAGAAAGAACAUUCAACCACCAAAGUACAAGCUGAUACACUUCACUCCAUUCAUCAAUGUGAGAAGAAAAUCCAAGAAUUUGCUGCCAUUAAAAUUCAAACUGCUUUUCGGGGUUUUCUUGCAAGGAAAGCGCUGCACGCACUGAAGGGGAUAGUGAAGCUUCAAGCGAUCAUUCGAGGGCGAAACGUGAGACGCCAAGCAAUGAAUACUCUGAAAUGCUUGCAGUCCAUUGUAAAUAUCCAGUCACAGGUGUCUGCCAAGAGAAUCCAAAUGGUGGAAGGCACUUGCGACUCUGAUGAAAAUAAACAGUUUCAACAAAUGAGCGACAAGAUAAUAAAGAUGGACACAAACAGUCAAAGAAGAUGGGACGGAAGCAUUUUUACUAAGGAGGAAGCAGAAGCCUUGUUUCUUAGCAAGAAAGAUGCUGCGAUCAAGAGAGAAAGGAUAAGAGAAUACGCCUUCAAUCACCGGAACUCAGCAGAAUCUGAGAGGAACAAGGUGAAUGGAAGGUGGAGGUACUGGCUGGAGCAAUGGGUGGAUACUCAAGUAUCAAAAAGUAAGGAAUUAGAAGAUUUGGAUACAGUUCUAACUUCAACACCAAAGCCAAGAGUGGAAUAUAGAGGGAAACAGCUUAAGCUGAGAGGCUUACAGAGACAGUAUAACAUUGAAGGACUAGAUUCUCCGUUAGCAGCUCCAAAAAGAUCGUUCCACAGAAAGCAAUGCUCAUUAGGGGAAGACAAUUCCUUCUCCAGGUCUCCUAUCGUUCCAACUUACAUGGCUGCCACAGAAUCCGCCAAGGCCAAAGCAAGAUCAUUGAGCUCACCAAAGCUAAGGCCUGGAAGUUGUGAUGCAUACUCUGAUAGCUACUCCCCAUGCAAGAACAAGCUGUCUUUGAUAUCAUCUACUGCAAGUGAAGUUAAGCUCGGAAGACCAAGUGCUUACCAACAAAGGUCUCCAAGCUUGAAGAACCUUCCUGGUCCUGUAAAAUCUAACCGGACACUGAAAGAUCUCAGCUUUGAUUCUGAGUGCUCAUUCCGGACUUGGGAUCAACAAAGUGCGUUCCGAUGAGAUAUGUUUUGAACAUUGGCUUCAAAUGGCUAAACUAGUUGUUUUCUACAUAUAUAAUUUCAAUAGAGAAUUAGUUGAACAA